Molecule: messenger RNA, 4007 nt
Organism: Carassius auratus (goldfish)
Lineage: Eukaryota; Metazoa; Chordata; Actinopteri; Cypriniformes; Cyprinidae
Product: neurexin-3a-like
Exons: 17
Coding region: 469-3825 (1118 amino acids)
Source: RefSeq, a predicted model, not a curated record
UGUGCGCUAGACAGGGCAGAGUAACCCUAUAGACAACAUUACCAACAAGGCAUCAUGCAGUCUGUGCUGGUUUCCCUAAAUACAGAAAGAGUCCGACCUGGAGGACCUGACUGGACAAUUGAGGUCUGAGGAGAUACCAGAACAAAACGACACCUCAGCAGACACGUCUUCUCAAGUCGAUUCAUUCCAACGUGGAAGAAGUACUUUUAUAGUCGCUUGACAGAGAUUGGAUUGUUGUGCAAUGUCAUUGGCCUUAUGACUGUUAUUUAAGACUGUUCUCCUCCUAACUCCCUCUCCUCUUUUAGGAUAUUUUUUGUUUGUCACUGCGUUGACGAUCUCACCUCUUCUCUGGUAUCUCUGGGCAUAUACUGUGGGAUGUACUUUGGAUAUACUGACCUUUGAACCAAAGCAAAUUCAAUGAUUUCCUUCUGUUCAGGAUAAUAACCCCUAAUCAUCAGCACUUUUACAAUGAAUUUCUUCAGAUUCCCAGUCCAGUUGCAGCUGCUGAUCAGUACUAUGCUUGCGCCCUGCUUGGGCCUGGAGUUUACAGGGUUGCAAGGCCAAUGGGCACGCUAUCUCCGCUGGGACGCCAGUGCCAGAAGUGACCUCAGCUUCCAGUUCAAAACAGACGUGUCCACUGCCUUAAUUCUGUACUUUGACGAUGGUGGCUUCUGCGACUUUCUGCAACUCAUGGUGGUCGAAGGGAAGCUCCAGUUGCAGUUCAGCAUUGAUUGCGCAGAGACCACAGUUGUAUCGGACAAGCAAGUCAAUGAUAGCAGCUGGCAUUCUGCCACCCUGAGCAGGUACAACCUGAGAACUGUGAUGGUUCUGGAUGGAGUGAGCAAAUCGGGUGAGGUGCGGCCACAGAGGCAGUACAUGAAGAUCGAUAGUGACCUCUUCCUGGGCGGAGUCCCUCAAGAUAUUCGUAUUUCUGUGCUCACUCUCCCAACGGUGAAGGAUCUUCCGGCAUUUAAGGGAAUUAUCAGGGAAAUGAAGUACAAUAACAAGGAACCUAUCCUACUAAGCAGUCAGAGGGUUCGUAUGGACAUAGAGGGGAUCUGCAUGGAGAACCUAUGCGAGAACGGAGGAACGUGCUCCGUUGUGGAUGGGGAACAACUUUGUGAUUGUUCUAAGACGGAAUAUGUGGGCCGAUUCUGCAAUGAAGAGGCCAACAGCAUCCCAGGAUUUGCACACAUGAUGGCAGAUCAAGCCAAGGGCAAAGCACGAGAAGAGAACGUAGCCACUUUCCGUGGUUCUGAGUACUUCUGCUACGACUUGUCUCAGAAUCCCAUCCAGAGCAGCAGUGAUGAGAUCACAUUGUCCUUCAAGACCUGGCAAAGAAAUGGCCUUAUCCUUCACACCGGCAAGUCAGCAGACUAUGUCAACCUGGCCCUGAAAGAUGGGGCCGUUUCAUUGGUCAUCAAUUUGGGUUCCGGAGCUUUCGAGGCCAUUGUCGAGCCUGUCAACGGCAAAUUCAACGACAACAACUGGCAUGACGUGAAGGUCACACGCAACCUCAGACAGGUGACAAUAUCUGUGGAUGGCAUCUUGACCACAACAGGCUAUACACAGGAGGAUUACACAAUGCUGGGAUCAGAUGAUUUCUUCUACGUCGGAGGAAGUCCAAGCACAGCAGACUUACCUGGGUCGCCUGUCAGCAACAACUUCAUGGGUUGCCUGAAAGAGGUUGUUUACAAAAACAAUGACAUCCGGCUGGAACUCUCCCGGCUCGCCCGCAUUGUGGAUCCCAAAAUGAAGAUUCAGGGAGAUGUGGUGUUCAAGUGCGAGAAUGUGGCCACUCUGGACCCCAUCUCAUUCGAGACGCCCGAGGCCUACAUCAGCCUACCCAAGUGGAACACCAAACGCAUGGGCUCCAUCUCCUUCGACUUCCGUACCACAGAACCAAAUGGCCUUAUUCUCUUCACCCACGGGAAGCCGCAGGAAAGAAAGGAUGCCCGUAGCCAAAAGAACACAAAAGUGGAUUUUUUUGCAGUUGAGCUUCUGGAUGGAAGCUUGUACCUGCUGCUGGACAUGGGCUCUGGGACUAUCAAAGUGAAAGCCACACAGAACAAGGUGAACGACGGGGCCUGGUAUCAUGUGGACAUCCAACGAGAUGGGAGAUCAGGCACCAUAUCUGUUAACAGCCGUCGCACUCCGUUCACCGCCAGCGGCGAAAAUGAGAUCCUGGACCUGGAGGGGGACAUGUACCUGGGCGGCCUCCCCGAUAACAGGGGCGGCCUGAUCCUUCCCACCGAAUUAUGGACUGCUAUGCUAAACUACGGCUAUGUGGGAUGCAUUCGGGACUUGUUCAUUGACGGUCGCAGUAAGGACAUCAGGCAAAUCGCUGAGGCCCAGAACGGUGCAGGCAUCAAACCUUCCUGCAACAAGAUGCCAGGCAAACAGUGCGACAGCUAUCCGUGCAAGAACAAAGGCGUGUGCAAAGAAGGAUGGAAUCGCUUUAUCUGCGACUGCACAGGCACCGGUUACUGGUCCCGCACGUGUGAGAGGGAGGCAUCCAUCUUGAGCUAUGAUGGGAGCAUGUAUAUGAAAGUGGUGAUGCCUAGCGUUAUGCACACUGAAGCGGAGGACGUGUCCCUUCGCUUCAAGUCUCAGCGGGCAUACGGUCUGCUCAUGGCCACCACCUCACGUGACUCCGCCGAUACUCUUCGGCUAGAGCUGGACGGCAGUCGCGUCAAACUCACGGUCAACUUAGACUGUAUCAGGAUAAACUGUAACUCCAGCAAAGGACCAGAGACACUGUAUGCUGGACAAAAACUCAAUGAUAAUGAAUGGCAUACUGUGCGUGUGAUCCGGAGAGGCAAAAGCUACAAGCUAACGGUUGACGAUGACGUAGCAGAAGGUCAGAUGGUGGGCGAUCACACCCGGUUAGAGUUUCACAACAUUGAGACGGGUGUGAUGACCGAGCGCCGUUUCGUCUCCAUGAUCCCCUCCAGUUUCAUCGGUCACCUGCAGAGCCUCAAGUUCAAUGGCAUGCUCUACAUCGACCUGUGCAAGAACGGCGAUAUCGACUACUGCGAGCUCAACGCUCGCUUCGGCAUGCGCUCCAUCAUCGCAGACCCCGUGACGUUCAAGUCAAAGAGCAGUUACCUGAGUCUAGCAACCUUGCAGGCUUACACAUCCAUGCACCUUUUCUUCCAGUUCAAGACAACCUCUCCAGAUGGAUUCAUCCUCUUCAACAGUGGGGAUGGAAGCGAUUUCAUCGCUGUAGAGCUGGUGAAAGGGUACAUACAUUAUGUGUUUGAUCUUGGCAAUGGGCCCAAUGUAAUCAAGGGCAACAGUGAUCGAGCUCUGCAUGACAACCAGUGGCAUAACGUUGUCAUCACUAGAGACAACAGUAACGUCCACACACUCAAAGUCGAUGCCAAGGCAGUGAGUCAAGUCGUCAACGGCGCUAAAAAUCUGGACCUUAAAGGUGACCUCUACAUCGCCGGAUUGGGGACCAACAUGUAUAACAGCCUGCCCAAACUUGUGGCCUCUAGGGAAGGUUUUAAGGGUUGCCUGGCAUCUGUGGACCUGAACGGACGCCUUCCCGACCUCAUCAACGAUGCCUUGUUCCGCAGCGGUCAGAUUGAGCGAGGAUGUGAAGCAUCCAAAAGUGAACUUGGUUUCACCAAAGCAGAUCUACAAGGUCCUAGCACGACAUGCCAAGAAGACUCCUGUGCUAACAUGGGAAUUUGCAUCCAGCAGUGGGAGAACUACACCUGCGACUGUUCAAUGACCUCCUACACGGGGAUACAGUGUAAUGACCGUAAGUCACCCUCCGUCCCAUGCAAGUUCCACAUCCUCUCUCUUUCUUGUGUUUAGUUCACUCUUCGGGUUCACUCGUUUACACAAUUUUAAUGAUCACAAGGACUCUCUCUAUGAAAGAUUAAUUGAGCAAGCUGUAAUAUACAUAGCAAAUGUUACACAAACACCAACAGUAUUUGGUUGCUGAGAAGCUACAAUAAGUGUAGUGUACAUAAGUGUACACACACACACACACACAC